Messenger RNA from Fonsecaea erecta, 1167 nucleotides. RefSeq lists its product as hypothetical. Gene Ontology annotation, molecular function: RNA binding. Gene Ontology annotation, biological process: mRNA splicing, via spliceosome. Bases 1 to 1167 code for a protein of 388 amino acids. The transcript has a single exon. Gene Ontology annotation, cellular component: RES complex; U2-type spliceosomal complex. Lineage: Eukaryota; Fungi; Ascomycota; Eurotiomycetes; Chaetothyriales; Herpotrichiellaceae. The record is from RefSeq and is a predicted model, not a curated record.
AUGCCGGGCGGAAACCUUGCAGAUUACUUGGCGAAGAACUACCUCACAGCCGCCAAAUCACCAUCUGCGCCCAAGUCGGACACCGUCUCAUCUGACUUCCAAGAUUCGACUCGGCCAAAGAAGAAGCGGCGGAAGAACAAGGAUGACUUUGCUGGGAGUGGAUUGGUGAUCGCCGACGAUGAUGAAGACCUGUCGCUUCGGAGCAACGCUUCACGGGGAAGGCGCGAGGAAGAGGAUGAGGAUGGAGAGACACCCAUAUUCGAGGCAGGCUUAAAAUCCGCAGAGUUCAGAAAAAAGAAAGGCGGGGGCACUUGGAAAGUUGUCGCAACUGCAACCUCAACAGUUACCCAGACAUCAAAUAAUAGAGAGGAGGAAAAAGAAGCGGACCGCAUUCUGGCUGAGGCGGCGGAAGAAUCGCGACGGCGCCGUCAGGAAAUCGAAGACGAAGAUGCUCCCGCGAUCGUUGAAGAAAAAGAUAGUGGACCGCGCAUGCAGUCUGGCGCCCGUGCGGGCCUUCAGACUGCUGCAGACACCGCCGCCCUCGUCGCGCAGGAAGAGCGUGAGAAGCAAAGAGAAUUUGAAUCGCAAAGAUCGACUAAGGCAAAAAAGCACAAGGAUGGGCCAGUGGAGGUGGAGGAGACCAUCUACCGUGAUGCUACCGGCCGGCGCAUUGACAUCAGCCUAAAGCGAGCAGAAGCCCGAGCCGCUGCAGAAGAAAAGGUGCGAGCUGAAAGGAAGGCAAAAGAGGACGCAAUGGGUGACGUGCAGCGACGUGAGCGGGAGCAACGCAGGAAAGAAUUGGAGGACGCAAAGUUCUUGACUCUGGCCAGAGGCGUGGAUGAUGAAGAGAUGAAUGACGAGCUACGUGCGAAAGUCAGGUGGGACGACCCAAUGGCGGGGUACAUAGCACAACAGAAGGCAGAGGAGGGAGCAGCAGACAGCGCAAAGUCUGCAGGAAAGUCCAAGGGAAGUUCAGGUGGAAGAGUGGCGGCGAAAAGAAAGGUUUAUACCGGCCCCCCAGCCGCUCCGAAUCGCUACGGAAUCCUCCCUGGCUGGCGGUGGGACGGGGUCGAUCGCAGUAACGGCUUUGAGAAAGAAUGGUUCCAAGCACGUUCGAAGAGGGGGAGAGAGGAGGAACUGAGAUAUCAGUGGCAGAUGGAUGAAUGA